AUGGCCGAUUCAAGGCCACCCCGUGAAGAGCUUCCGGACUCUGAUCCAGAGGACUCAUCAGAGGAGCUGACGGAGGUGGUGUGUCUAGAGUCAGACCUGAAGGAUGGACAGAUGAUGGAGGUGGAAGUGGGAAACCACAGCGUGCUGUUGACACGCAGUGAAGGCAGAUACAGUGCCAUUGGUCACCAGUGUACACACUAUGGAGCUCCACUCAGCAAAGGAUUUAUUUCAGGCAACACAGUUCGCUGCCCGUGGCAUGGAGCCUGUUUUAACAUCCAUACAGGGGACCUGGAGGAAUACCCCGGCAUGGACUGUUUACCGUGCCACAAGGUCAAAAUUCAAAACAAAAAAGUGUAUGUGUCUAUUAACAAAAAGACCCUCAGGCAAGAAAAAAGAGUAAAGAGUAUGGGGGCUUUAGUACCAGGAGUUAAUCAGACUGUGCUGCUGCUGGGAGGAGGAGCUGCGUCACUGAUCUGCGCUGAGACUCUGCGGCAGGAACACUUUGGAGGCAGAAUCAUCAUGGUCACCAGAGACGAACUUUUACCUUACGACAAAACACGACUCAGCAAGGUAAUGAAUGUACAGAGCGACAGUAUUCUGCUGAGGAGGAUGGAGUUCUACCAUCAGUACGACAUUGAGUUGUGGCUCCGGAAAGAAGCAGUGUCACUGGACACAGACAAGAAGACAGUCACAUUUGAUGAUGGUUUAGUCCAGAGCUAUGACCAGCUCCUCAUCUCAACAGGCUGCAGAGCGAAGGCUCUGGAUGUGCCUGGCACGAAGUUGGACAACAUCAAGAUGUUAGAGACACCAGAGGACGCUCGGCAAAUCCACGCAGCCUGUCUGGGUCACAACGUCGCCCUUGUGGGAACUUCUUUUGUCGGUAUGGAAGUUGCAUCUUAUUUAAUAAACAAAGCCUCCAGUAUCACAGUGAUCGGCAGCAGUGAGUUGCCGUACCAGAACACACUGGGACGGGAAGUUGGCAAAGUCACCAUGACGAUGCUGUCAGAGAAAAAUGUGAAGUUUUACAUGAAUGAUAAUGUGACGGAGAUCAAAGGUGUGGAUGGCAAGGUGAAGGAGGUUGUGCUUAAAAGUGGAAAAGUUAUUCCAGUAGAUGUUUUGAUUGUUUGUAUUGGCAUCAAAGCAAACUCUGAGUUUCUGCGGAGCAGCAAAAUACAGCUGGACCCAAAAAACUUUGUAACAGUCGACAAGCACAUGCGCACCAACAUCCCCAGUGUGUACUGUGGAGGCGACCUGGCCACCUUCCCUCUGGCGAUGGCCAAAAACCGCAUGGUCAACAUCGGACACUGGCAGAUGGCACAGGCACACGGGAGGAUAGCAGCUUUGAACAUGCUGGAUAAACAGACUGAACUCAACUCAGUUCCUUUUUACUGGACCGUCCUACUGGGUAAAACCAUCCGAUAUGCAGGCUAUGGGGAGGGAUACACUGACAUUGUAAUAAAAGGAAGGUUUGAGGACAAGAAGUUCCUGGGAUUGUACAUGAAGAAUGAUGAGGUCCUAGCAGCAGUGAGCCUAAACUACGACCCCGCGGUGUCUGCAGUAGCCGAGAGGUUCGCAGCAGGAAAAGUCAUCACGAGGGAAGAGGCUGAAUCAGAUGACCUGAGCUGGCUGCAGGUGCCUCGAUCCACACGGUCCGCCCCUCUCAACACGUCAUCUUUAGAAUGUUGA
This is a messenger RNA of Trematomus bernacchii (emerald rockcod), 1686 nucleotides long. RefSeq names its product apoptosis-inducing factor 3. The transcript is spliced from 19 exons. Gene Ontology annotation, molecular function: flavin adenine dinucleotide binding; oxidoreductase activity, acting on NAD(P)H; 2 iron, 2 sulfur cluster binding. Gene Ontology annotation, cellular component: cytoplasm. Bases 1 to 1686 code for a protein of 561 amino acids. The record is from RefSeq and is a predicted model, not a curated record. NCBI's taxonomy places the organism in Eukaryota, Metazoa, Chordata, Actinopteri, Perciformes, Nototheniidae.